Hylaeus volcanicus is the source of this 4451-nucleotide messenger RNA. RefSeq names its product gamma-1-syntrophin (gene Syn2). The coding region runs from base 412 to 1947 and encodes 511 amino acids. Gene Ontology annotation, cellular component: intracellular anatomical structure; dystrophin-associated glycoprotein complex. NCBI's taxonomy places the organism in Eukaryota, Metazoa, Arthropoda, Insecta, Hymenoptera, Colletidae. The transcript has 10 exons. The record is from RefSeq and is a predicted model, not a curated record. Gene Ontology annotation, molecular function: protein binding; structural molecule activity.
GUUACUGGUUACUGGUUACUGGUUACUGGCAGUUACUGGUUACAUGUACUGCUCAGUUCAGCUCGGUUCUUCAGGUCCAUUCAGGUCCGUGGUCGGAACGUCUCGAAACGUUACGAUGCACGGUCCCAAGAAUCGUACCAUUGAAUGAACGUGUUUCGUUGUGAAAUAUUGCGUGUCGCCACUUAUAUUCCGGCGUGAGUCGGUGCAUCCUUUUUUUCUUUUUAUUUGAAAAAGACUCGUGAAUAUGAUCUUGCAGUUUGCACUUCCCUCGCUCGAGUGGCCACAGUCGGGUCGUACGGUCUGCUAGAAACUAACAUGCUCGUGAUAUUAAAGAUCCUCGAAAUUCUGUCAAAUCUAAAUCUUUGGCAGUACGGGAAGCUACUCGUGCGGGCUAUUUAAUCAGGUUGAAUAAUGAGAAUCAACGCAACGAAAAUGAGCACUCCGAUCGAGGAGAAGAUUGAUCAGAAGCUGAAGGUGAGGACUGGGAUGGUAAGCGUUAGUGAUGGAAAAAGUAAACCCAUACCAAUGCGUUUGCAAUUAUCUAUGGAAGUAUUGAAACUUCAAAGAGAAGACUUAGAGCAGGCAGCGAAUCACAAUAAGCCACCAUUGGAUGCCAAAGAGCGAAUGGUGCAAAUUACUAGACAAAAGGUUGGAGGAUUAGGAUUGAGUAUAAAAGGCGGAGCAGAACAUAAACUUCCUGUGCUUAUAUCUAGAAUAUAUAAAGGCCAAGCUGCUGAUCAAUGUGGCCAACUAUUUGUAGGGGAUGCAAUUAUUAAAGUGAACGGAGAAUACAUAACUGCAUGUAACCAUGAUGAUGCUGUAAACAUCUUAAGGAAUGCUGGUGACAUAGUUGUUUUAACAGUCAAACAUUAUCGAGCAGCUAAACCAUUUCUACAAAAAAAUGAAAAAGAGGAAAAAUUGGAUAAUGUUGCGAAUGGCGGUUCAGACGACGAAUGGUUAUCGUCUAAUAGACAAGGGGGUAGUCCUAGAUGCGGCCACAGUCGACAAAGCUCGAACGCAUCCGUCGUUUCGAUACAGUGCAAAAAAUGGGUGGAUGUUAUAACAGUUCCGCUAAUGAUGGCAUACGUAACAAGAUACAUCUUUGGAACGGACAAAUUAAGAAGAAAUGCGUUCGAAGUAAGAGGGUUGAAUGGUGCGCGUACUGGCGUUAUACACUGCGAUGAUAGUGCCAUUCUGAGUCAAUGGUUAAAGUAUAUUACUGAUAAUAUCACGGGCUUAACACAUCUGCAGAUGAAAUUGUACAACCGCAAUUUCGGAGUGGGUGAACGUAUCGAGUACAUGGGUUGGGUAAACGAAGCAGUAAGCAAUAGUAAUCAACCAUGGCAAAGUUACAGGCCAAGAUUUUUAGCUCUAAAAGGGCCUGAUUUGUUGUUAUUCGAAACACCUCCUUGCAAUAUAGGAGAUUGGUCGCGAUGCGCAUUGACUUUCAAAGUGUAUCAAACUAUGUUCCGCGUGAUGCGAGAAUCCGAAAAUGUAGACGAGAGACAACAUUGUUUUCUAGCACAAAGUCCAGGUAAACCUCCACGAUAUCUCAGCGUUGAAACAAGACAAGAACUCUUAAGAGUCGAGGCAGCAUGGCAUACUGCGGUUUGUUCAGCUGUUACACAUUUAAAAAGUAAAACAUUUCCUGUCACUUUUAACGGAAGAAGUGCUGGAUUAACAUUAGAAUGGACUCAAGGGUUCACUCUUUCUUACGAAGAUAUCGGAGAGAUCGUGUGGCGUUAUAAAUUCUCUCAAUUGAGAGGAUCCAGCGACGAUGGAAAGAGCAGACUGAAGUUACACUUUCAAGAACCUGACAGCAUCGCAAUCGAGACAAAGGAAUUGGAAUGUUCUCAGCUACAGAAUCUACUGUUCUGUAUGCAUGCAUUUUUGACUGCAAAAGUUGCCGCAGUUGAUCCAACCUUUUUAAAAUCAACAACUCCAUAAGAUUAAAGUAAGUAAUAUUGCCAAUAAAUAAGAAAAUGAAUCACUGUUCAACAUUCAUAUAUUUACAUAGGCGUACAGAAAUACUUAUGGUUAUUGAAUUAAAACAAAGUUCAUGUCAAAUACUAGUCAAUUUCCAAGAAGGAAUGUCUUUAUAAGUUCUGAGAGAUUAUAUAAAUUUUUUACUUUAAUGCUUCCAAUUUAUUUACAAGGAAUAUCGAUGGAUUAUUAUGUAGUUGGUAAUGCUAAUUGCUAGAAGUCAUUUUAUUUAUAUAUACUGUUAUGUACCUUGCUAUUGAUUAAGCACUGCUAUUUAUUUUUUUACACUGAAUAAAUUAGACGUUUUUAGAACAUUUAUAUUUCAAUGCAAGAUUUCAAGCUGACUAUAAAACAUAAACGCAACUGCUUUAAUUUUAAAAGCAUUGUUUUAUAUAAUAUUUGUUUUUAUAUGAAAAAAUAAUUAUUUGCAUUUAUUAUGUAAAAAAAAAAAACAAACGUUAUGUCAAAAAUUUAAAAAUUCUUAAUGCGCUCGUUCAUGAUUUUUAAGUUCCAACGAUAAGGCAAUAUUCUUUAAGCACUGAUUCACACAUUCAUGUGUUGAGUUACCUUUCGCGUAUAUGUGGUGCCUUAAAAACCAUGAACAAGGUGUAAUUAAUAAUAAGUUAAAAAGAGUCAUCGAAGUUGUAUAGUCCUUUAGAACAGCAAGUUUUAUGCAUCUAAUGCCAACAAAUGUACGAUUUACGAGGAAACUUUAUCUUGUGUUAGAUACAGAAAUAUGAGAUUAUAUUAGUCUAACGUUAAUUUUAAAUCAGUAUUAAUUAAUUGAAACAAAAUCGUGGUGUAACAACCUAAUAGCAAUAAGUAGUAACAUUAGACCAUGGUGGCCAUCUAUGAGAAAAUUUAUUUAUUAAUAUAUAAAUAAUGAGAGCUAGAUCACAGGGAGCAAACAUAUGAAUCAUUGGGGCUUGUUAUUAGACAAGCUUUAUAAAUAAUUGAAUUGUCAAUCUUUUUAAUGAAAUUUAGCAGUGCAUUUUAAAAGAAAUUCCUGUUUAUAUUUAUAACAAUAAGUUAGAAACAGAUUCUAAAUUAUACAUUCUAAGAUUCACUUACAUAUUCCAAUUGUUUUUUAGUACAAAAGAAUUCUAAUGUACAAAAGUCCGUUGUAUUGUGUUAUGGAAAUUUAUUCUUCUCUAUGUCUCUAUCAUCUUUAAAAGUUCAAACGUUACUAAUUACACAAAGUAACUUUCAGAACAAAUAUCACACUCUGUGCAAUUAACCUAUCAAUUUAUAAUUCUAUUUAGAGCAAUAAAUGUACAUUGAAUCAAGAAACAAACCAAAUGCCGUUUAGUACACAAACUGCACUUUGUAUUAAUCACAAUACACGAUUUCUAUCGUUAGGAUAUUGUAAGAAUUUUAUGAUAACCAUCAGAGAAAGUAAUAAAACUGUACAUGUUUACAGUUGCAUAGAUCGAUACACUUUAUUCGUUGAUCAAUAAUUUAACAUUGUCAGCCCGUAAUUUAUUGCGACAAAAUGUAUUAUUUGUAUGCAUUAUGUGAAAAUAGUUUUUAAUGAUAAGGAGAUUCUCAGAGGUUUAAUUUUCAUUGCACAUUUUAAGGGUCUCCAGUUACUCGUAGAAAGUGCCUAAACAAAUAUAUAUAAUACAAUAGGAAUUAUGAAAACAAAUUUGUUUUCAUGUAUAAUGUAAUUAAUUUCAACCGUUUUAUUCUCUUAGACUAAAGUAUAAGGCUGUUACCAUGGUCAGAAUUUUGAAUACUAUUGUAAUUUAAUUAUCACCGAAAGGCACUCUAGGAAAUAAACAUCGCUUUAUUGUACUACAAUAUUUUAUAGUAUUCUGUGUAAUAUAAUGUGUUUUUAUGUUCUUUGUUCAGAACAUUAUCACAUACGUAUAGUAACACCGAAUGAUAAUGCAGUUAGAAGUUAAGCGAAACUCAUUACUGAAUUUAAUUACAGAUGCAUUGCGGUGAGUUUUUAUAAAGUUUAAUGCUGUUAGCAAAAGGUAAAAUAGUUCAGAAUGCAAAUACAGGGAAAAAAUACUGUUUGUAGACAUAUCCACUUGUUAGAUUUGCAAUUCAUAAAAGUGUAAUAUCCGAGAACGUAUAAGUAAUUCCAAUACAAGCUAAUAUAUCCAGAAAGCAAUUGUAACUGUGUGUUAUAUUUAUUAAGUACAAGAUACGUUACGAUAUUCUGUAACGACAUUGCUGUUUUCUAUUAUACAUGUACAUCGCAUGCAUUCUAUAGUUAAAUUUAGAUUACAAUAAAGAACUGCACAAUUACAUUGUAUAGAUAAAAUAAGCAAGAGAACGUGAAACUGAUCUGCAAAAGUUCAAUAUAACGCUAUGCAUAGAUAUUUCGUUGACAUUUAUCGUUUCUUUCAAGACUAAUUUGUAACAUACAAUAUUUAAAUUUAUCCUAAGUUACACGACAGUGUCAAUGUACAUAAGAAAACACGGCCAUACAUUUUCUAAAUAUUAAGCUUUAAGUUUGA